AUGUUCUUUUCUUCAUGGGAAGAAAACAAAUUGUGUUACGCAGGACCUGCUGGCGCCCUCUUCCACGAGGCCCUGGAAAAGGAGAAAGAGCGAGAGCGGGGGGCUUCACUGGCUCUGAAGAACGUAGAGUACAGGCUGGUGGAACGGCAGAGGGCCUUUUGCAGUAUUUUGGUGCCCCGUGUGAGGAGGGUGGAGGUGGAGAAGGACCUUCUGGUUCGUACGGCUAAAGAGCCCCUUCUUGCACAUUUGGAGAUGGAGGACGGUCUCAGGGAUAUUUUUAAGAAUGAUCGCAGUUGUGCCGAGUAUCUCAACACAGAUGAGCGCAGGAACGGGAGUCUGAUGUGGCUGUAUCUCAGAUACUGGCAGCUGCAGCUCACUCUUCAGUCACACCAGAGAGCUGAGGCGGCUAUACUCGGCAUUCAGACAAAAAAGUGACACUGGGAGAUCAGAAAUGAA
This is a messenger RNA of Sinocyclocheilus grahami, 456 nucleotides long. Its product is annotated as coiled-coil domain-containing protein 127-like. Lineage: Eukaryota; Metazoa; Chordata; Actinopteri; Cypriniformes; Cyprinidae. The transcript has 2 exons. The record is from RefSeq and is a predicted model, not a curated record. The coding region runs from base 1 to 435 and encodes 144 amino acids.